UGCUUAUGCAAGUCACGUGUAUAUACUUAUUUAGUUUUGCAAGAAUGACACAAAUCUUUCAUGAAAAAGGGUAGCAGUAUGGCCGCAACAAACAAGACAAAUAAAGGUCAAGUAAAAGAGGACGGAAAACUUAAAAAAGACAAGAAAUAUAUUAUUCAAGGUUUAAAUGGUGGUCCACGGGAAGAUGAAGCACCACAGAAGAUAACGAAAGGCAAAUCGGGCAAAACUGAAAGUAUAGAACUUAAGCUAGGAACUACCGAAUUGCCUCUGGAAGACGCCCAGCUUGUUUUGGACCAGUACAAAAAGUUAAAAACAGACGAUAGGUUUGUAAACACAUCAGGUUUUCUUACCGAGCUUUUCCGGAAGUUGCAACCAUUAGAGAAGGGUCAGUCUACUAGAUUAGAAGUGGACAUGACAGUGAGGCAGUUCCAGGAUUACAGUGAAGGAUUUAAAUACAAGAUGGAUGCUAAACCAAGAGGUUAUGCAUUAAUUAUUAGUAAUGGAACAUUUUACCAGAUUCCCGGAGACCCUUUAAGUAGAGAACUACCGAAAAGACCAGGAGCAGACACUGAUGCAGAAAACUUGGAAACAGUUUUAACUGGACUAGGAUUCCGUGUAGUAAGGAAAGAUAACCUGAAAAAAUGGGAAAUGGAACAUGAAAUAAAGACCAUCGCUCGUGCUGAUCAUAAAGCCUUUGACUGUUUUCUACUUAUUUUGUCCAGCCAUGGAAAUUUAGGGAAAUUAUAUGGUAGUGACGGGCAACAAGUUAUGAUGAGUCAGCAGUUAAAGUUGUUUAAAACAGAAGCGUGCAAAGACCUGAAAGGCAAACCAAAACUGUGUUUCUUUCAGGCCUGUCCUGUUGGCGAAGAAGAUGUACUUGUAGUUGCAGACACAGCAGCUCUGGCAAUGGAAGGAACAAAUAAAGGGAAAAAGAAUAUUUCCGACGAGAAACCCAAGUUUUUGAUUAACGACGUUGAUUUUCUGGUGGGAUACUCUUCUCUACCUGGAUCUGUUAGUUACCGUUCCGAACAAUCCUCAUCAUUUUACCUCAACUCACUCUACAAAAAUCUCAAAGACAAAGGCGAGGCGUAUGAUCUUGUUACUAUUUUGGAAGAUGUUAACCGUGAACUCACUGCUAAGAAAGCUAAGUACAGAGCUGGCGAUGUUAAUGCUGUAUCAACUUUUGUGUCAUGUCUACGAGGACCAAUAUUUUUCCAAUAAUAUCUAUGUACAAAAGAUUGUCAAAAUACAAUUUAAUUACACGUUUGCUUUAAUGCCACACAUGAUUAUGAAUGAUUGUAUUUACUACCAAACAUGAUUAACGGUCCUCUGUUGCUUCAAUUAAUAUAAUAGUGGGGAACUAAAUAUAUUACAAAGAAGACUAAACAUACUAAAGAAAGGUAACGUCGCAAGUGACCUGUUUUAAGGUUGAUUACUGACUUUACUCAAUAUUUUUUUACGAUUGACCAUAAUAUUAAUUAGCAAUCUCCUACAGGUUAAUAUUGUUUUGAGAUUCUGUGAAAUAAUAUAUAGUUAAAUAGAUCAUUAUCAUUCAUGA
Mytilus californianus (California mussel) is the source of this 1558-nucleotide messenger RNA. RefSeq names its product caspase-3-like. NCBI's taxonomy places the organism in Eukaryota, Metazoa, Mollusca, Bivalvia, Mytilida, Mytilidae. Bases 61 to 1221 code for a protein of 386 amino acids. The transcript has 7 exons. Gene Ontology annotation, biological process: apoptotic process; proteolysis. Gene Ontology annotation, cellular component: cytoplasm. The record is from RefSeq and is a predicted model, not a curated record.